CGAUUAUUCAUGUAGCACGCUUCCGGUUCCAGAGGUCCGCUUUGCGUUCCAGCUCAAUUUAAGCGGAUGGAGAGCAGUGAUCAUGAGGUGUGUCCCUCCGAGGGCUGCAAGGAUCGGGUGGGGUUGGUUUCCGAGGACGGCAAGAACAGCAAGUCGGUGGUGUGUCAGCGAUGCAGCUCUAAGGUGCUGAGUCCCGGUUCGGCGCAGUUCACCGAGAAGGAGCUGUUUUUGCCAUUCAUGCGGAAGAAGACUGGCAUUGUUGAAGCCAAGGGCAUCGUGGAUGGUGACACGCUGACUGCACACUGGCUGGUAGACGACAUGUACACCUUUGAGAAUGUAGGCUUCACCAAGGACGUGGGCAAGGUUAAAUACCUGAUAUGUGCAGACUGUGAGAUUGGCCCCAUCGGCUGGCACUGCCUCGAUGACAAGAAAAGCUUCUAUGUGGCACUGGAGAGAGUUAGCCAUGUUUGACCUGCUGGUGAAGACUGAGCAGCACUAGUUAGGAUGAGAGGUGUUGGGGGGAGUGGGAUUGGAACCUAAAAGAUAUGCACUCUUAUUUUAGCUGGCUAUCAAGUGCAGUUUUGGUGUGGUCUGUUGCUCUGUUCUUCUGUCAUUGGUUUAUUGACCAUAAGGCUUGUCACUGGCUCAGUAAUCACAAGACUUCCACUUUGCUUAUUUGUCCUUGCCUGUGUUUCAUCAGUGUUGCUCUUCAUUCACUCUGAAAAUGUAAAGAAGGUUUUGCAUUUUUUGGGGAUUUAAUUUCUAAAAUGGUGACUCUGCAUCUAAUUUCUGAACUUCAUUAAUUUAUAUGUAAAAUAUUUCUGCUAUCUGUAUUUACAGACAUGAGGUAAUUCAUUUUAAUGCUGAUCAUUCAAGAUCAGUUUGCCUCUGCAUCAGACUUUAUAAAUGCACCUGCCCCAUUUGUUUGCCUGAAUGUGAACUACACUUCAUAGUUUGGUCUCUCAUGGACCAUCCAAUCUGUACAGCUCUGCAUAAGUGCAUGAGUACAUGGGCAAGUGAAACUGGCUUACUUGUGAGGUUGGGGCAUUUCCCCAAGAUGUUAUUCUGUGGCCCUGAUGUCCUGGGGGUGGUGUUGCUUUACUUUGGACUCAGAGGCUGGGCUUUAUAUUGGAUCUUUAACUCCAGUUGUAAUGACACAGCAACAUAUCCCAACAGUUAAGGCCCCUGACAAUCGCUUUCUCAGUUCCCUCCCCUGAGUACAUAUUUGCCCCCCACCCCCAUGUCUGCAC
Molecule: messenger RNA, 1250 nt
Organism: Scleropages formosus (Asian bonytongue)
Lineage: Eukaryota; Metazoa; Chordata; Actinopteri; Osteoglossiformes; Osteoglossidae
Gene: rabif
Product: RAB interacting factor
Exons: 3
Coding region: 67-471 (134 amino acids)
Biological process (GO): post-Golgi vesicle-mediated transport; small GTPase-mediated signal transduction
Cellular component (GO): membrane; cytosol
Molecular function (GO): zinc ion binding; guanyl-nucleotide exchange factor activity
Source: RefSeq, a predicted model, not a curated record